GGAGGAAGAGGAGGAGGUUGGAAUUUUAUGUUGGAUCGUACAUGUAUUAGCCAGACGCUAAUCAGGAUGCAAACAAUGUGCCCAGACUACCUGACAUCGAAUGGAGACAAGACCCGUUGAGAUUACAAGAUUGAGAUGGCAACAAUUCGCAUAUUCUUGGCAUGUGUGGUUCUCCUCAGUACCAGCGUACCAUCAUUUUCUCUCCAAACUAGUGGGGAGUGCUUCUUCAACACCAAAGGGAGCUGUGAGUACAUGGGUCAGGUGUUUGGGUUAGGUGAGCGUUGGAUCACCAUUGAUUGUUACCAGUGUGUCUGCAUGGAGCCUUUUGGAGUAGGAUGCUGUGAUCAUGGUUUCAAACCUGUGGACUAUCCUGAGUGGUGCGACAUCAUCCGCAAGCCUGACUCUUGUGCCAGUGUUGUGGUGAUGAAAGCCAAUCACAAGCUGCCCUGCCUGUGGGGACGAGGCCACCUCCAAACUGCUGCAAGCCUCCCCUGGAAAUCUGACAAUGAUCCCAUGUUUUGAGACCAUUAUAUCAUAGUAUUUAACAUUACAAUAUA
Messenger RNA from Corythoichthys intestinalis (scribbled pipefish), 557 nucleotides. RefSeq names its product microseminoprotein, prostate associated 2 (gene msmp2). The coding region runs from base 136 to 522 and encodes 128 amino acids. The transcript is spliced from 4 exons. Gene Ontology annotation, cellular component: cytoplasm. NCBI's taxonomy places the organism in Eukaryota, Metazoa, Chordata, Actinopteri, Syngnathiformes, Syngnathidae. The record is from RefSeq and is a predicted model, not a curated record.